Molecule: messenger RNA, 3029 nt
Organism: Planococcus citri (citrus mealybug)
Lineage: Eukaryota; Metazoa; Arthropoda; Insecta; Hemiptera; Pseudococcidae
Gene: Btk29A
Product: tyrosine-protein kinase Btk29A
Exons: 17
Coding region: 232-2235 (667 amino acids)
Biological process (GO): intracellular signal transduction; protein phosphorylation
Cellular component (GO): plasma membrane
Molecular function (GO): protein binding; non-membrane spanning protein tyrosine kinase activity; ATP binding
Source: RefSeq, a predicted model, not a curated record
CUCGGACAGCUUGCUCUUCUUCAGUCUCUUCAGUCAUGAACAAAUGGCACUGAAUCCUCGAUUUCCAGAAGUAAACACAGUCGAUUUCUGGAUUCGUGGUUUGGUUUUUAGAGAUUCUGAAUGAAUUCUGGAGCUGAAUGAAAAAACAUAUUAUUGUUCGAAAUUAUUAUAUGUUUCGGUCCAAAAACAUGCGUUUUCUUUUGAACGAAAAGGAGACGUCGUGUUUUUAUAAUGGAAAAUAGCAACAAAAAUGCUACUCAAGAAAUUGUCAAGCAAGGGCUGAUGGUCAAAAGAUCUCAAAAUAAGAAAAGGUUCACUCCGGUAAAUUACAAACAACGGUGGUUUGUUCUAACUAAUCAUAGUCUGAUUUAUUACGAGCCCAAUAGUGAUUGCACGAAAGAAAGAGGACGGAUCACUUUAAAAUACAUAACGAUUAUCGAACAAGCAACGAUCAAUUCUCUAAGCACGACAGAUUUCAACAACAGUAGUUUCACUACUUCUCAAAAUAACUCAAAUUUUAUAAAUAAUAAUUUUUGCGCCUAUUGUUUUCAAAUUGGAUAUAGCGACUGUGGUCAAGACUAUUUUCUGUAUUUAAUUACAUUUAAAGAAAAAGAAAGAGAAGACUGGAUUCAAACUCUCAGAUCAGCUUGCGCCAACAACCAUUAUAAAAUUUCUAGAUAUCAUGUUUCCGAGUGGAGUGGUAAAAGGUGGCAGUGUUGUAAAGCUGUGAGUCGUUCAGCACUUGGGUGUGAACCUACUACUUCUUGGAUUCCUUCAUCUAUUUCAAAUUUUGAAGAAAGUUUUACAGAAGAUAACACGCAUUUAUCAAAUUCUUUGAAUUCUGUGGAGUCGGAAAAUACCCCUAUGGCUUCAUCGAAAUCAAAGGAUGGUAACACCAGGCCAAAGAUAGUUGUGGCGUUGUAUUCUUUCUUAGCAGUUGAAAGUGGUGAUUUGUCUCUUGAAAAGGGUAAGGAAUACGAAAUAGUGGAUAAUUCUCAGGAACAUUGGUGGAAAGCGAAAGAUCAGCACGGGAAAAUUGGCUACAUUCCUAGUAAUUAUGUCAAAGAAAAAGACUUAUUGGGGCUGCAGAAAUACGAAUGGUACGUGAAUGAUAUGUCACGUCAACGAGCAGAAUCGUUGUUGAAACAAGAAGAUAAAGAGGGCUGUUUUGUAGUACGUAAUUCUUCCACAAAAGGAUUCUACACACUUUCUUUAUACACAAAAGUACCGAUGGGUCAUUGCAAACAUUAUCAUAUUAAACAAAAUAGCAAAGGAGAAUAUUUCCUUUCGGAAAAACAUUGCUGUGCUUCAAUUCCAGAACUGAUCAAUUAUCAUAGGCAUAAUAGUGGAGGCUUGGCAUCGCGUCUCAGGAUUUCUCCUUGCGAUAGGCCUGCACCGGCUACAGCCGGACUUAGUCACGAUAAAUGGGAAAUCGAUCCUAGUGAACUGAUCUUAUUGGAGGAACUGGGUUCAGGGCAAUUUGGCGUAGUCCGUAGGGCCAAAUGGAGAGGUUAUAUUGAUACAGCGGUUAAAAUGAUGAAGGAAGGAACAAUGUCAGAAGACGAUUUUAUUGAAGAAGCAAAAGUAAUGACAAAAUUACAACAUGCAAAUCUAGUCCAGUUAUACGGAGUAUGUAGUAAACACCGACCCAUAUAUAUAGUUACUGAAUACAUGCGACAUGGUUCAUUGCUCAAUUAUUUACGACGCCACGAAACAAAUCUCAUUAUUAAUACUCCUUUACUUUUGGACAUGUGCAUUCAGGUUUGCAAAGGAAUGGCGUACUUGGAAAAACAUAAUUACAUUCAUAGAGAUUUAGCUGCUCGAAAUUGUCUCGUUGGUUCAGAAAAUAUCGUGAAAGUAGCCGACUUUGGAUUGGCGAGAUACGUUUUAGAUGAUCAGUAUACCAGUUCUGGCGGUACCAAAUUCCCAAUCAAAUGGGCUGCUCCAGAGGUUCUCAACUAUACUAGAUUCUCUUCGAAAUCAGAUGUGUGGGCUUAUGGCGUCUUAAUGUGGGAGAUAUUUUCAUGCGGUAAAAUGCCUUAUGGAAGGUUGAAAAAUACCGAAGUAGUCGAAAGAGUUCAACGUGGCAUUAUUUUGGAGAAGCCCAAAUCCUGUGGUAAAGAAAUUUACGACAUAAUGUGUAAUUGUUGGGCACAUUCGCCUGAAGAUAGGCCUUCAUUUAGAGCUCUAAAAGAGCAACUUCAUAUUGUUUCUCAAGGAUUAAUUACCGACUAAUUACGUGUGUACGUUGCUUUGUUCGCAAAUACUACGACGCCUGGAUCGAUGUAUAUUCUACAAGUUUUAACCAUUCUUUGUUUUACUUUAUCAUCUUUUAAUAUUUUUCUACGAAGUUUUCGUACUUGUUACUGUUCUUUAAAAUUUUAUUGUUAUUGUUAAGAUAUCAUUUUAACGUUUCCAUUUUAGCAGUAUUAUUUUACAUUUAUAUGAUUUUUAUUUUUUACUGAUUUUUACCGAUUUAUUUUAAGUUUGUGUUUUUUUUUUGUUUUUUUUUUCAAUGAAUUUUUACGGCAUUAUUAUGAUUUGUAGAAUGAUAGAUGAUUAACUGCCUUCAGUUCGCUCCUUCGAAUUAUUAUUUGUACUCAAUUUCUUACUCAAUAUUGUUAUUGAAAACAGUUUUUGAAAAGCUCAAGAAAAUCUUUAAUUGUAUAAAUUCGCAUUCCUUAUUCUGAAAAAUUGUUCUUAAUUUUUAAAAUCCAAUCUGUAUUUAUUCAAUAACGAAAAGCAACUGUGUAAGAUAUAAGUGAUGAUUUGAGAGAGAGGGUUGAAGACUAGUAUUAUCUACUAAUGAUUUUAAUGUACCUUUUUGAUUAUUUAAAUGAUGCAUUUAUUUUUAUUUAUUGUAAGAACAACAAUGAAAAUUUUAAUCAAAUUGCUUGAGCUGCGAAAUCAAGUUUAUGUUAAGUUGGUAGGUAGAUUUUUCUAUUUAACUGUAAAAACUACACAAAAAAAACGAAAAUUUCAAAUUUAUGUAUUUAAAUUCGAAUAAACUAUCUUCCUUUAUCGUAUAA